CCGUUAUUUCGCGAAUUGGCGGAGAAAGAGCGAAUCCGUUUUCGCUCGUCGAUAGAAACUUAGUUUCGGCGGCAUUAUGAAUUUUCUACGGAUGAUGAAGAAUAAUUCGUCGAUUUUUCUUCUAUUGAUAGGGGUAGUGACAUCAGUACCUUAUUACGGAGCACGAAUUGGAAAAUUCAGCACUCAUUUUCAUGACGUAAGAGGAGAAGUGUAUGCUGUAGAUGACAAAACUUUGUUCAUUAAAGGAUUUAAUUACGAUGGAAAAGGACAAGAUGCUGUCUUUUGGUCUGGAAACUCGAUCAGGCCCGACACCACUGGAUUUAUCAUUCCAAAUCAUAAGGCUUCAUUUCAACCAUUAUCCCAGUAUAAUAAUCAGGAUUUGAUACUGCGUUUACCAGAGGGGAAGAAAGUUAAUGAUAUUCAUUGGCUAUCAGUUUGGAGCAAAAAGCACUCUACAAGCUUUGGAACUUUAAUUUUUCCCAAAAGUCUUGUACCUCCACGACCAGUAGUGAUUGGACCUUUGGUGAAUACAAAGAAAGGAGUCUCUUCCGGAGAUAUUUUGGUAUUGGAUACGCAAACCUUUUUGAUUCCAGACUUCAGCUAUGAUGGAUCUGGUAAAGGUACAGUAAAAGGAUUUUUAUUUAAUUGA
This is a messenger RNA of Uloborus diversus, 649 nucleotides long. RefSeq names its product protein Skeletor, isoforms B/C-like. The coding region runs from base 77 to 649 and encodes 190 amino acids. The record is from RefSeq and is a predicted model, not a curated record. The transcript is spliced from 5 exons. Lineage: Eukaryota; Metazoa; Arthropoda; Arachnida; Araneae; Uloboridae.